AUCUUGAUAUGACCUUGUUGUUUCGGUUGGAUCCCGCCCACAGCAGGACAGGUUUGUUCAGGUGUGAGAGCACAGCUGUCAUUUUCCAGCUGCAAGCUUAGUAAGGACCAUUAAGUGAAGCCUUUUCCAAUAUGACCGAGCUGAGUCAGCCGUCCCAACCGCAGAAUAAUAUCUGGUUUGUCUCUUCCCAAGCCACUUGGAUUAAAAACGGAUUUGUCCCUGAAUGGUUCCAUGGCAGAAUUAGCAGGAAGGCUGCGGAAGAACAUCUGAUGUCCAAGCCUCCAGGCUCCUUCCUGAUCAGAGUGAGCGAGAGCAGAGUUGGCUACACGCUCUCAUAUCGUGCCGUGGGCUGCUUCAGACAUUUCAUGAUUGAGGACAUGAAGGAUGGCUCUUGUGCCAUUGUGGGCGAGAGAUUGCAUCACCCCAGUCUGCAACAACUGGUGGACUUUCACCAAACGGUCCCCAUCGCGGCCCACAAUGAGGUGCUGACUCUCUCUUGUGGAAAGACCUCAGUUGCCGGGAACAAAUACAGUGGGAUAAGUGCUGUGGAUUCUAACAAGAGGCACAUAAUAGCAAAAGAACUCAGACCUAAUCAUCAAAAUAACAAUGAACACCGCAGCCAUACACAUCCAGCCAUGCCCGUUCCAAAGAGCAGGAAGAGAUACAUCACUGACAUUACUCUUCCCGUCAAACCCCUCGAGACUCCUCCUGAGAGUUUGCUCACCCCCCCCAAGACGCAGGUGGCCCCCCCUCCUACCAGUGGCCAUGAGAAUGAGACAAACACUAAGAGGAACACCCCUUGCAAGACUGACGAUCUGCAGGAGAUGACCUGGGAAGAACUCUUCGACGCCGCACUCUCCGCUUACAAUGACGAGGGCGAGAUGCUACCAAAGGAGUACUCGCCACCUCCUCCUUUCGCGCCCGGUUACCAAACAGAAGAAGCGUGAAGGAGAAAACACAUCAAUGGGAUUGUUUACUGGAUUGAAGCUCACCCACUAAUAGAGGCAAAACCCUACUAAUGUGAAUGCACAAAAAAAAAACCAAAAAAAACAACACACUGAGAAUUUCCAUUUCAUGUCAAAUUGGCAUUCACUGGACUUGCAUUAGCUGCUAUGCUUGAAUGAUUCGAUCUCGGGUGGCUGUAUUCAGUAACACAAUAAUAAUAUACAUCACAUGUUGUGAUUUAUAAUCACCACCCGGGCACUAUAGAUACUAAACGCGAGAAGCAAGUGCUUUACAAUUGCAGGGAAGCACUGUAAAGCCAAUAGUUUUACUUUCUAACACGGAUGUCCUAAUCAAGCAAGGUUACAUUUUAUAAUCAGUACAUUUUGCAGGUGUGUAUGUGAUGUAACAGUCAAGUUGUUACUACUAGUUUUUUUCAUCUGAUUAAAACAUUAAUAUUUACAAGAGGUGUGGGCUCGUUCUAGUGGUACGACAGACUCCCUGCCUAAGUACAGUUCAGUUGACUUUAACUUUUAGGAUCGGUACAUUUGUAUUUAGGGCGGCACGGUGGACAACUGGUUAGAGCGUCAGCCUCACAGUUCUGAGGACCUGGGUUCAAUCCCCGGCCCCGACUGUGUGGAGUUUGCAUGUUCUCCCCGUGCCUGCGUGGGUUUUCUCCGGGCACUCCGGUUUCCUCCCACAUCCCAAAAACAUGCAUUAAUUGGAGACUCUAAAUUGCCCGUAGGCAUGACUGUGAGUGCGAAUGGUUGUUUGUUUCUAUGUGCCCCCAGUGAGGAGAAGCGGCUCAGAAAAUGGAUGGAUGGACAUUUGUAUUUAAUCUUUAAGAGCUUUUUGUUUUUUGACAUUUAUGUAGGUAAGAUAAAAUUUGUAUUUGCUUUA
Molecule: messenger RNA, 1842 nt
Organism: Phyllopteryx taeniolatus (common seadragon)
Lineage: Eukaryota; Metazoa; Chordata; Actinopteri; Syngnathiformes; Syngnathidae
Gene: hsh2d
Product: hematopoietic SH2 domain containing
Exons: 6
Coding region: 132-947 (271 amino acids)
Cellular component (GO): cytoplasm
Source: RefSeq, a predicted model, not a curated record